AUCAUCCACUAACGUAUAACCAUGACAUCAGCUAUAUUAUCAGGUGUAUAAAUACACUCUCUCCACUGGCUUUAUGCAUUCUUACUUUCAAUUCCAUGUUGGAGCUUUCAGUUACAUUUUGCUCAGGCCAUUUCAUUUGGUAUUGCCAGUAGCACCACUGAAUUCAUUAAAGGUAUGGAUACAAAAGCCUUGUUGUACAUUCUGGUGACCAUUUCUGCAUGUGGAGGAUUGACGAUUCCUGGAAGAGCAACACAAGAGGAGGCAAAGCACUCUAGGAUCCUGCCCCUUCUGCCAUCCCCAAUCUGGAAGAGUUAUGCUCAGAACAAAGUUGAAUUCUUCCAACAGCAUCUAAAGAGUGACGCCAAAAAUUCGGCAUCUUUGUGUGUGUCAUCUUUAAGAGGGAUUAGUGUUCAUCCUCAAAGUAAACUCCUUACAGAAACACCUAAGGAGAAGGGUGGCCUGGCUGUUAGGCCUCACAAUGUCUAUUCCAACUGGGUAUCAAGAAAAGUGUCUGAUAAAGUAUCACAUGUCAGGAAAGUCACUGGCAAAUCGGACAAUCUUUCUGAGACAGCCCCGGAGUCCCUGAGGAAUCUUCUGAGUAAGCUGAACCAAAAGCUCCCUCUAAACCCAGAACAAGACUCCCAAGACUGUUCCAAAGUGUGUCCAGCAAGUGAGGAGUUCUUGCCCUGCCAGUGUGACCCAUGCUCCAAGAUCAUCAACUGCUCUGCCGUUACGAAUCUGAACCAACUACAGGAGCUCUUUCACACAGUCUCCUUUCCUAUACAAAAUUACACCACAUUCCUGAUGAUACAAUAUGAAUUCCCUUCAGUGAAGAACCAGACCUUACUCACAGACAACCUCUUUGGUGGAGUUUCUUUCACUAAUAUUGUAAUUGAGAAUACUCUUGUGGAGAAUAUAGCAGCCAAUGCCUUUGCUGGAAGUGAGGGGACACUCGAGGAAAUCUCCUUGCAGUAUAACAUUCAUCUUCAACACUUCCCCUUUGAACAGAUGGUUCACUUCACAAGUCUCAAAACCUUGAGAAUUGCGGGCAGCAGCCUCUCAAGCAUCCCUGUCCUCAGCCGUGUCCCUCAUCUAAAGAAUCUUUACCUCAAUGAGAACAAAAUUACAAGCAUUUCUCCAAUGGCCUUUGCAGAUCUACCAGCUUUGGAAGUGCUUGACAUUGGACUGAACAGACUAGAGACAAUCAAUGCACAUACAUUUUACUUAUCUGCCAAGACUGUCCUGGUCUUCCUUGACCACAACUGCAUAAACUCCAUUGAAGAAGAGGCAUUCAGCAAGGAACAGCCAACAAUCUUGGACAUUUCCUAUAACUACCUGCCUGUUCUCGAGGAGACUAUUUUUACGCCAAUCCUUGACAGUGUCAUGAGCAGCGAUUUUGAUGGCUACAUUAAUGCUGAGGAGAACCCUCUACACUGCAAUGACAUUCUCUGGCUCCAGCAGUAUCCAACCUAUUACUUGUACCUUUUCCUGUCUGGGCCUGGUUGCUGAUCCU
Molecule: messenger RNA, 1513 nt
Organism: Penaeus monodon (black tiger shrimp)
Lineage: Eukaryota; Metazoa; Arthropoda; Malacostraca; Decapoda; Penaeidae
Product: oplophorus-luciferin 2-monooxygenase non-catalytic subunit-like
Exons: 6
Coding region: 175-1509 (444 amino acids)
Molecular function (GO): protein binding
Source: RefSeq, a predicted model, not a curated record